Messenger RNA from Closterium sp. NIES-65, 226 nucleotides. The record is from the annotation of a GenBank genome assembly. Lineage: Eukaryota; Viridiplantae; Streptophyta; Zygnematophyceae; Desmidiales; Closteriaceae.
CUUACACUUCACUGCUUAUAACCCCUUCCCCCCCUCUCCUCCCACUCCUCCCUCCUCUCGCCCUCCUCCCUCCCUCCCCUUCUCGCCCCCCACUUUCUCCCCCUCCCGCAUCCCCCCUCCUCCCGUCCUCCUCCCUCCCUCCCUCUCUCCUCCCCCACCCCACAUCUGUGGUGCUAGUGAUUCGAGACAUCCAACUGGCCGAUGCCCAUUGCACUGUGAAAGAUAG